Molecule: messenger RNA, 4961 nt
Organism: Mesocricetus auratus (golden hamster)
Lineage: Eukaryota; Metazoa; Chordata; Mammalia; Rodentia; Cricetidae
Gene: Mocos
Product: molybdenum cofactor sulfurase
Exons: 17
Coding region: 1-2589 (862 amino acids)
Biological process (GO): Mo-molybdopterin cofactor biosynthetic process
Molecular function (GO): pyridoxal phosphate binding; molybdenum ion binding; molybdenum cofactor sulfurtransferase activity
Source: RefSeq, a predicted model, not a curated record
AUGGCCGGCGGGGCGGCCGGGCGGGGACCUGAGCCCCCGGACUUCCAGCGCCAUCCAGAAGCCAUCGCACCGCGCCUGGCCCACGGCUACCGGCUGCGCAGCAUGAGAGAGCUGCGGGACCUGGAGUUCGGCCGCCUAGCAGGAACUGUCUACCUUGACCAUGCAGGAGCCACCUUGUUCCCCCAGAGCCAGCUCACAAACUUCACUAAGGAUCUCAUGGAAAAUGUCUAUGGUAACCCUCACAGCCAGAACAUCAGCAGCAAGCUCACCCACGACACCGUGGAGCAGGUCCGCUACAGGGUCCUGGCUCACUUUCAUACCACCCCAGAGGAUUACAGCGUGAUCUUCACAGCUGGGAGCACAGCUGCUCUCAGGCUGGUGGCAGAGGCGUUUCCAUGGGUAUCCCAGGCCCCAGAGAGCAGCGGGAGUCACUUCUGUUACCUCACUGACAACCAUACCUCUGUGGUGGGGAUGAGGAAGUUGGCUGCGGCCAUGAAUGUCACAUCCACCCCAGUCAAGCCAGAGGACAUGUGGUCGGCGGAGGAAAGGGGUGCUGGAGUCUGUGACCCUGACUGUCAGCUGCCACACCUCUUCUGUUACCCAGCUCAGAGUAACUUUUCAGGCACCAGAUACCCACUGUGCUGGAUAGAGGAGGUCAAAUCUGGGCAGAGGAGCCCCGUGAAUGUGCCUGGGAGGUGGUUUGUGCUGCUGGAUGCAGCCUCUUACGUCAGCACCUCCCCCUUGGACCUGUCAGCUCACCAGCCUGACUUUGUCCCCAUCUCCUUCUAUAAGAUCUUUGGGCUUCCCACAGGCCUGGGUGCUCUGCUCGUCAGUAAGCACGCGGCGCCUCUGCUGAGGAAAGGCUACUUCGGAGGAGGGACUGCAGCUUCCUACCUUGCAGGAGAGGACUUCUACAUCCCGCGGACAUCGGUGGCAGAAAGGUUUGAAGACGGCACCAUCUCGUUCCUUGAUAUAAUCGCAUUGAAACAUGGGUUUGAUGCAUUGGAGCACCUCACAGGUGGCAUGGAGAACAUACAGCGGCACACCUUUGCUCUGGCACAGUACACCCACUCUGCCCUGUCUGCCCUCUGCUACCCCAAUGGAGCCCCCGUGGUGCGGAUUUACAGUGAUUCCGAGUUCAGCGGUCCUGAUGUCCAGGGCCCAAUCAUCAAUUUCAAUGUGCUGGAUGAUGGUGGGAGCAUCAUUGGCUACUCCCAGGUUGACAAAAUGGCCAGCCUGUACAACAUCCACCUGAGGACGGGCUGCUUCUGUAAUCUGGGGGCCUGCCAGAGGCACCUGGGACUAAGUGACGAGAUGGUUAAGAAACAUUUUCAGGCUGGCCAUGUCUGUGGAGAUGAUGUCGACAUCAUAGACGGACGGCCCACAGGCUCUGUGAGGGUUUCCUUUGGAUACAUGUCCACACUAGAAGAUGCCCAGGCCUUCCUGAGGUUCAUCAGUGCCAUCUGCCUUCGUUCACCCGGUGACCUGCCUGUUCCUCAUGCCAACGCCAGCGAUGCUGGAGGUUUACCCUCAGAGAGGGACUGCCACUCACCUCAGGAAGGUUCCUGCACAGACCCUGCAGUUCCUAGUGACUCCCAUCCUGGCGCAAAUACCGUGGACUUGCGCCUGUCUCUGAGCGAAGGCAGCAGCAUCCAGCGGACCCUUCCAGAGAAAGCUGCAGGUAUCCCGAAUGGGGAGCUCGGGCCCCACACUGUCACCAACAUUUACCUCUACCCCAUCAAAUCCUGUGCUGCGUUUGAGGUGACCAGGUGGCCCGUGGGGAGCAAAGGGCUCCUGUAUGACCGGGGCUGGAUGGUUGUGAAUCACAACGGCAUUUGCCUGAGUCAGAAGCAGGAGCCCCGGCUCUGCCUGAUCCAGCCCUUCAUCGACCUGCAGCAGAGGACCAUGGUCAUCAAAGCCAAAGGGAUGGAGCCUAUAGCGGUGCCUCUUGAGGAAGACGAUGAGCCAGCUCAGAUUUGCCAGAGCAGAGUGUGUGCCGACAGGGUAAAUACUUAUGAUUGUGGAGAAAAUGUUUCAAGAUGGCUGUCAAGGUUUUUCGGCCGUUCAUGUCGUUUAAUCAAACAAAGUCCUCACUCCGAGCGGAAUGCAAGGAAGACACCUGGAAAAGGGCAGUCUCCGGGCGUUGCCGCCACCCUCUCCCUGGUGAACGAGGCACAGUAUCUGCUGGUGAACACAUCGAGCAUUCUGGAGCUUCAGCAGCAGCUAAAUGCCAGUGGCGAGCAUGGAAAAGAGGAGCCAUUCUCAGUGAAAGAUCUCGUCUCCCGCUUCCGCGCCAACAUCAUUACCAAGGGAGCCAGGGCUUUCGAAGAAGAGGAAUGGGAUGAGGUUUCGGUUGGCUCCUUGCAUUUCCAGGUUCUGGGGCCUUGUCACAGGUGUCAGAUGAUCUGUAUCGACCAGCAAACAGGGCAGCGGAACCAAGAUGUCUUCCAGAGGCUCUCCGAGAGCCGGCAGAGAAAGGUGAACUUUGGUGUGUACCUGAUGCAUGAGUCCUUGGAUUUAUCCUCUCCAUGUUUCCUGUCCGUGGGAUCCGAGGUGCUCCCUGUGUUGAGAGAGUGUGGAGUGUCCUGACUCUCCUGCUUCCCAGAAACACGCGAGCGUCAUCUCCUAUCAUUUCUUCCCCAGAGAGCAUUAAAGUUCCUCUUUACAGCGCUGCCUACCCUUACUGAGACCUGCAACUUGAUUCAGCGGAUCUUAGCUUUAGAACGAACACUGCUCUUUGCCUUUGGAGGUUGAGCCCACUCUUGUUCAUUGCCCUCUGACCUCUCUGCUCACCGUCACUGACCAGGCUCAGCAGAGGACAUUAAUGCCCACACCAAACAAGGCUCCCUCACAUCUCCCAUAUCCAAAGAAUGAGCAGUAAUAGUCGAUGAAAUUUUUCAUGAGACUCAGAAGAUUAAGUUGUUGUUGUUGUGGGUUUUUUUCCUCGUGUGAGAGUUGGGUCUUUCUACCUUGUGGAUCCUGGAGAUCAAACUCAGGUGUCAGGUUUGGUGGCAAGUGCCUUUACCUGCUGAGGCACUUUCAUGCCCCGCCCCUUUUUACGUGGUUUAUAGGGCCAGGUGGUGGUGGUGGUGGUGCUGGCACACACUUUUAAUCCCAGCACUUGCGUGCCAGAGGCAGGCAGAUCUCUGUGAGUUUGAGGCCAGCCUGGUCUACAUGAGUGAGCUCCAAGGCUACACAGAAGGACCCUGUCUCAAAAAACCAAAAGCAAAAAGUUUAUUGAGUACAUUGCAACAUUACAAAAGGUCAGCAGGCUUGUAGUACCUAGAGUGUACUGCCUAGUUUUCAAUCUAUAUAUUUUUGGUGGCAGGGGUUGGGACAGGGUUUUCUGUCUCUCAGGCUGGCUUGAUUUUCUGGCCUUCACCUCCCAAGUGCUGGAAUGUUCCACCAUAUCAUAACCAACUUGAUUUAUAUAUUUUGAAGGUUUCUUUACUUAUUUAUGUAUGGAUGUGUGUUAACACUUAAGAUUUCUAUGUUUUUUUCCCCUUAGUUUUUCAUUUUUAGACGGGGUUUCACUGUGUGUCCCUGGCUGGCCUAGAACUUAUUCUGUAGAGCAGGCUGCUCUUGAAUUCAUGGAGAUCUGCCUGCCUCUGCUUCCCAGGUGCUAGGAUUAUAGGCUCAUGUCACCACACCUGACUUCUACAUCUUUUUGAUGGACUGGGGCUUUUUGACAUAUGUAUCUUUUUUGUCACUAGUAUUUUUUUUUCCGGCUGUCUAAUAUGUCUUGUUGAUGUAGCUAUUUCUGAGAAUUAUUCUGAGAAUCCUUUCAUGAAUAAACAUAAAUCCUGAAAUUCUUGAAAAAGUAUCAAACUUAGUGUAGCAAUUUCUAAAAAGGUUAUAUAUUAUGGCUGCGCAUGUGUUUUGAUUUUAUAAGAUGAAGUGUGUUGACACAUUGCACAGACCGCCCAGCUAGAGAGUGUGUCUUUGCACAUUGCAAGUGUGUGCUUUCAUCUCCAAAGACACACUUGCUAACGUUUGUGAAUGAAUAACACAAGCAAGCCCUCUGCUGUACACCUCACGGGUCUAACUUAAUUCCCCUGAGCGCCCCACGGUGGGCAAAAUGGCCUGGUGAAGGUGUGAUGGGAGAGGUGCCCGGCAGAGAUCAAAUCAGAGCCAGGCGCCCUCUUCCCUGAGCAGAGAUCAAAUCAGAACCAGGUGCCCUCUUCCCUGAGCAGAGAUCAAAUCAGAGCCAGGUGUCCUCCUUCCUGCCGUGGUCAAAUGCCAAGUCGUCGUCGUGAUGGUGGGCAACAGUCUGAGCACUGCAGGUGGGUCGAAUCACGUGAUCCUUUUGAAGAACUUACUAGCCUCCUGUCUGUUUAUAGAUGAGGAGGCUUAGGUCAAGAUUAGUCGCUUGAUUCAGGCUCUCAGAACUGCGGCAUAUCCCGCUGCAUCAACAGGACAAGCUCAGUGGGCCUGGUGGUUCCUGUCGGCCAAUCAGACGAUGGUGCUUUGAACAGCAGUCCAGGGACAGGGCGGCAUCUAGGAGAGUUUACCUGUUCUUUUCUGCCUACAGCUGUCUCUGGUCUCAAGGGCCUCAAGCGUGUCUGAAAGUGGUGUUGGCUGUCCGGAGUGACAGUGCCUUCAUUAGACGAUGCUAUCAGAACCAGUUGGUCCUAUUUUUGCCACCUCUCCCUGAUGCAUAGUGCAGUUGUGAUGGCUUAAGCUGUCAACCUGACAGGAUCUGGGGUUACCUUGGAGACAACCUCUGGACACACCUGUGUGGGAUUGCCUAGGUUAAUGGGUGGUGUGUCUACCCCAUAUGUGGGUGGCACCAUCCCAUAGGCUGGGGUUCUGGACUAAACAAAAGGCAGAAAGUGAGCUUAGCACCAACAUUCAUCUCUGCUUUCCGACUGGAUGUGAUACACCAGUUGUCUCACACCUUUCUAUUUUUUUCCUGUGCCACGUGGAUUUUAUAAACCCAAAUAAAUGCUAAUUUUCUUAAA